Molecule: messenger RNA, 1565 nt
Organism: Klebsormidium nitens
Lineage: Eukaryota; Viridiplantae; Streptophyta; Klebsormidiophyceae; Klebsormidiales; Klebsormidiaceae
Source: the annotation of a GenBank genome assembly
CUCGCAACCACAAACACCUUCAAGUUUCGAACAGGAAGGGCCAGCUCUGAAAAUGGCGUUUGUUUGGAUCCUGGGCGUUUACAUAGCUUUCAUCGCUUUGUUUCUCCUCGUCAUGCUCUUUGGAGAGUCACCGGCAUUCGAAGGCACCAUUGUGCAUUCUGCACACACUUUUAUAACGUCGCGGAGCUGCGAAUUGAUCCAAGUGGGGAUACAGCGCGCCUGCGGGGAGCGUGCCGCGCGCUUCUGCUCAGGGGCCUGCGAUGCUUUUCUGAACAAACCAAACCCAGCCUUGCAGAUCUUCUACUUGGUCCUGAUCGGAGGGGGUUGGCUGCUGUUUGCAACUGUCGCGCUUCCGCUCAUCCCGGGUCUUUACCUCUCCGCUAUACACAGGUACACUGCCCCACUAGCAGUUCUCGGUUGCCUAACCACCUUCCUGUUAACCAGCUUCUGCGACCCCGGGGUCUUAACCCCGUCGAACGUUGACGCGCACCUGCGCGCCUUCAAGAUCGACAACCAGAUUUAUGAGGAAAAAGUCUGCGGCACCUGCCAGCUGCCAAGGCCCGCUCGGUCGAAGCACUGUAGUGUGUGCAACCGCUGCGUCGCCAGGUUCGACCACCAUUGUGGCUGGAUGAACAACUGCAUCGGGGAGAGGAACAUUCGAUUUUUUGUCGCGUUUCUCAUCGGGCAUACAUUGCUUUGCUGGUAUGGCACGUACCUCAUCGCCCAGAUCUUGAGGGGCGAGGUCGACAGGCGAAACUUGCUGCCGUUUGUCAGAGCGGAAGGCUAUCUGCGGCCGGAAGAAGGCUGGUGGGGUGUGGCGGCCCUUCUUACUCAGUGGCUGGUGACGUACUUCUCCAACCUGGUGAUGCUCGGCGCUUUCACGCUCGUCAUCUCGUGGCUGCUCGCGAGCUUCGCCACGUAUCAUCUGUACCUCAUCUACAAGAAUACAACGACCAACGAGACAUUCAAAUGGGCGGGCUAUCAUCGGUGGCUUCGGGAAGAGGCGUUGGAAAAAGCAAAAGCGGACGCCGCUACGAAGCCUGUGAAUAGCGGGGUAUUGGUGGCAGCCCUGCCGUCGGAAAAUCACGUAAGAGAAGAAGACGAGAAGGGUCUAUCAAAGGGGGAGGGAGCGAGGGAUGUUUCUCGGAGUAUGUUCAGACGCUUAAGCAGGGGUUGGUUGUCCAGGACGCGCUGGAGGAACCAUGUAGAGAUGGCCAUCCCUGAGGUGAAGAACAUAUACGAUCAAGGUCUGUUUGAGAACUUCAAAGAGGUUCUCAUACCAAGGUCGACAAGGACCGGCAAAAAGAUUGACUAAAGGCCACGCGCAGCCCGAAUGGAACGUCCGAUCACAUUUGCCAACUCGAGCGUCCCUUUGCUUACCCUCGUGUGCCGCAUCCUGUCGGCGCACUGGCGGACCUUCGCAAAUCGAGCAACAUUUGUUGUUAGGCUAGCUGACGGUAAGGUAUAGGGCGUGUACAUAAGCUGCUGCAUCCGAUGGCAGUUCCUGUGGGCACCGCGACGUUCGGUGGAUAUGUGCUCAUGUUCAAUGAAGUCAGAAUCCCAAG